GCGUCUCGAAAUCUUCGGCGGAUCGCACGCUAAUCUUAAACAUGAUGAUACGCAAUUGUUUUCUUCGUAUCUUCAAUUCAUUCUUUAUUUUCUCUUCAUAUUUCAUUUUCACAUUUUCUGUACGUAUUUUCUCAUCAUUCUGCAUUCAGACAAUCAAUACUUCUAAAGCGAUGAUGGGAAUCAAACAGGAUCAUGAGAACAGCACUGGAGCGUGUUGUUUGGAGCAGAAGUACAAACCAGGGACCCUCGUAUGGGCGAAGGUCUUCGGAUACCCAUACUGGCCCGCAAUGAUUGAAGAUGAUCCUGAUGAAGGCACCUACAGCAAAGAUCUUACAACAGCACCGAAAUAUCAUGUAGUGUCCUUGGAAGAUCCACCUUCUCGAGCAUGGAUUUCACUGACAUGUGACAUAACAUGGAUUACAGUGACAUCUAUCAGAUUUUUUCAUAUGUUACCCCCGAUUGACAAAAGAAGGGAAUCUUUAAUGUCGAAAGUAUUUUUUUGUGCUGUGGAGGAGUGCUGUACUGGAGGCAGAGAAGGCCUCCAUUAA
Argiope bruennichi is the source of this 548-nucleotide messenger RNA. RefSeq lists its product as uncharacterized. Bases 42 to 548 code for a protein of 168 amino acids. The record is from RefSeq and is a predicted model, not a curated record. NCBI's taxonomy places the organism in Eukaryota, Metazoa, Arthropoda, Arachnida, Araneae, Araneidae. Gene Ontology annotation, cellular component: nucleus. The transcript is spliced from 6 exons.